Messenger RNA from Paracoccidioides brasiliensis Pb18, 534 nucleotides. RefSeq lists its product as uncharacterized. The transcript is spliced from 3 exons. Bases 1 to 534 code for a protein of 177 amino acids. The record is from RefSeq and is a predicted model, not a curated record. Gene Ontology annotation, biological process: ribosomal large subunit export from nucleus. Gene Ontology annotation, cellular component: nucleolus; preribosome, large subunit precursor.
AUGGCGAAAACCCCGAAAAUGAAGGCUAAAGCCUUCAAAUCAAUUCACUCCAGAGCUGCGAAGCGAGCCGCUUCUCCGACCGAUAAAUCAUUGUUGACUUCUCUUCCCCGGCCUGACCCAACUGCAACAGUCAAACCUCAUGUUCUGGCUGCAAAGCAUAAUGCCGGUAUUACGAAAAAGUCGAAAUCUAAACAGCUGACCCGCGCCCAGCGGAGGCGGCAGGAGAAAGGCCUCGAACGUGCGGAGCUUGUGAUCGAUAGAACUGAAAAGAAAGUGGCAAAGAGAAUGGGGAAGGCGAAAAUUAUAAAAGCGCGCAGGGCGACAUGGGAAGUGAUGAAUGAAAGGGCGCUUGCUGCGGACCAAAGUAAAGUAGCAUCGUUAGAUGACGGAGACGUUGCCGACCUCAUGGUGGAAGAUGAAUCCAAAAGGACAGCUGCGCCGCUAGCAACCAAAGCUACCAACUCCUUGGGGCUGCCUCAGAAGCCAGCAAUGGACCAAAAAUAUGAAUUUGAGGAAGAUGGAGAAAUUACCUAA